Messenger RNA from Copidosoma floridanum, 576 nucleotides. RefSeq lists its product as uncharacterized. The record is from RefSeq and is a predicted model, not a curated record. NCBI's taxonomy places the organism in Eukaryota, Metazoa, Arthropoda, Insecta, Hymenoptera, Encyrtidae.
AUGGAUCUGCACGGUCUUGUGUUUAUGACGAUAUUUUCACUGCCCUGCUAUGCAUUAAAUACCAGCGGUUUGUACUUCAACCAGGACGAAGUGCAAUCUUUGAGCGAAUUACCGCUCGACAAGCUGAUACAGAUAAAAUCCUCGUUCGCUAGAAAAAUUUCAGGCUCAGAUGACUACGACCUGAUACCGGAGGCUCGCACUAGAUCAGCGUCAGUUGUGCCAAUGGCGAUGUCCCUGAGACGAACAUCCGGAAGUAAUAAUGGGCUAAUUCGCCGUCACGGGAUGGAGGAGGAAAAGGGCAAGGACUCUAAGAUAUCGAAGAUAUUUCAGCUGACGGUGACGGCGCUCUCGUUUUUGGCCUUUGGUGGGUAUCUGUUGACACUCAUCGUCACCGCUAUCAAGCGCAACCAAAUCAACGUAAAUCCUGGCGUCAUUGGCCUCAACAGCUUGCAAAAAAUCAAAAGACCCAAGCGGGGACUGUUGGUUCUCGACCCGGCAGAAAACGAAUACGACACGGAAAGGAUGUACAGGGGAAUGAUAAUGCUCUCGAGUGACUACAGCAGACACUACCAUUGA